UUUAAAUUUGAAUUUUAGCGAUAUUUGAAAAAUGAGGUUCAUUUCAAAAGCGGUGGACCAGUUUUCAUAAUGAUCGGGGGAGAAUGGAAAAUAAGUGAAGGUCAUAUUUUGCCAGGUCGACUCAUUUAUGAUAUGGUGGGAAAACUUGUCAUCAAGUGAAAUGUGUGUUUCAAUCACCUACGAACACGAGGUCGAAGUAUUGAAAAAUUCAACUUUACCUUCUGCUGCGCGUCCAUGGUAUUACCAAACUUGUGCAGAAUAUGGAUGGUAUCAGACAACAGACUUUAAGAAUCAGCCAUUCGUAUCAAAAUCACCGCUUAAAAAUUAUUUAUCACUUUGCCAGGAUGUUUUUGGUGAUGCGUUUGGAGUUUCAUUAGUCGGGAGUAAUGUUAAUCACACUAAUGUUAUGUAUGGUGGACUUGAUCCGGCCGUAACAAAUGUAUACUUUACGUAUGGUUCGCUAGACCCUUGGCAUCCAAUGGACAUUUUAAAAGACUUAAACAAAAAUUCGCCAGGCACCGUCAUCCCAGGCAUUUCCCAUUGUCAAGACACGGCUUCAAUAAAGACUGAAAAAGACUCAGAACAACUCAUCGCUUCCAAAGUGAAACUUCAAAGCCUCGUGAAAAAAUGGUUGAAAAAAUAAAUUUUUGUAAAAU
Sitodiplosis mosellana (orange wheat blossom midge) is the source of this 656-nucleotide messenger RNA. Its product is annotated as thymus-specific serine protease-like. Gene Ontology annotation, molecular function: dipeptidyl-peptidase activity; serine-type exopeptidase activity. Gene Ontology annotation, biological process: proteolysis. The transcript has 3 exons. The record is from RefSeq and is a predicted model, not a curated record. Lineage: Eukaryota; Metazoa; Arthropoda; Insecta; Diptera; Cecidomyiidae. Bases 128 to 643 code for a protein of 171 amino acids.